AUGCCUUCUUCACGUCUUUAUAACGACUAUGGAAUAUACUACGAACUCAUUAACGCUACUGCCUUCUGGGCCAACCUCACAGCCACCAACGGAAUCCAGAAGGACUGGGUGCAAUUCGGGCACAAAGAUGUCGGAUCAAGUUGGGGCACGAUCAUCGAGGAUGCACUUCCAGGAAUCUAUAAUUUGGCCGAGACAAUAUAUCUGACCCAGAUACUGUCGGCCACUGGUGCAAAUGGAGGAAGCAUGAACAAUGUGCUUCUCACCAUCUCGACCGUCGUGUUCACGCUGGGUCAAGCGGCAGCAAACAUGGGCGACGUGGUCUAA
Aspergillus costaricaensis CBS 115574 is the source of this 324-nucleotide messenger RNA. RefSeq lists its product as uncharacterized. Lineage: Eukaryota; Fungi; Ascomycota; Eurotiomycetes; Eurotiales; Aspergillaceae. Bases 1 to 324 code for a protein of 107 amino acids. The transcript is spliced from 3 exons. The record is from RefSeq and is a predicted model, not a curated record.